AUGGCUCUUGCCGGGCUCCAGCGGCAGAGUUGGACCCACGGGGGGAAACAGGAGGGGCCCCCCCGGCCCAGGUGCUGGGGGGGGCGGCUCCCCCCGGGGACAUCCGUGUGCCGGCCCACUGUGGCGAGGCUCCCCUGGUGCUGCCGCCUGCACCGGCUCCGGCGCUGCCGCUACAUCAUCCCCUGCCUGCGCUGGGGGUGCGGGACCUGUCGGGGAUGGGGCCGGUCGGGGCGCUGGGGCUGCUGCUGUGCCUGCAGCUGUGUGGGGGUGAGUGGCGGGGUGGUGGGAGCGGGGACCCGCCGGUGCUGGGCCCGGCUCAGGCCCCUCCGUGCCGCAGGCUCCGGGCAGCUGCGGCUGGUGGGGGGCGGCGGGCGCUGUGCCGGACGCGUGGAGGUGAAUCACGACGGUGAGUGGGGCUCCGUCUGCGUCUACGACUUCGACUGGGAAGCCCUCUGGGCCACCGUGGUGUGCCGGCAGCUGGGCUGUGGCCGUGUGGCCUGGUCGUCUCCGUACGCCCCGUUCGGGCAGGGCAGCGGCCGGAUCUGGCUCCAGCCCUACUGCCUCGGUACCGAGGAGGUGCUGGAGGAGUGUCAGCACUUCGGAUGGGGCCAGCAUUACUGCGGCCACGAGCGGGACGCGGGGGUGAUCUGCACAGGUGAGGGGGGCAGGCUGGGUGCCGGGACACCCACCUCGUGCCGGGGUGUGCCGGGCAGGGCUGAGCUGUGCCGGUGUCCCGGUGCAGAGGCCUUGGAGCUGAGGCUGGUGGGCGGCGGUCCCUGCGCCGGGAGGGUGGAGGUGAAGCUGCGGGGACACUGGGGCUCGGUGAGAGAUGACAACUGGUUCAUGGAGGAUGCCGAGGUGGUGUGCCAGCAGCUGGGCUGUGGCUCGGCUGCCGGCGCCUACUUCGCCCGCGACCGCUUUGGCACAGGGACCGGGCCCAUCAACCUGGUCCUGGUGGACUGCGAUGGGGACGAGGCCACACUCUGGGACUGCGAGAUUCGUGUCUGGGGACCCUACAACGAUACCCAUGAGUUCGACACUGCUGUCAUCUGCCAAGGGUUUUCCCGGCUGGUCGGAGGUGACGGAGCCUGUGCCGGGCGGUUGGAGGUGCGGCAGCGCCAGGCCUGGGUUGGCGUCUGCGCGGAGCACGUGGACAUGAAGGUGGCCCAGGUGGUGUGCCGGGAGCUGGGCUGCGGCGCGGCGCUGGCCAUCCCCGGCAGUGGCCGGUUUGGGGCGGGAACGGGGCCGCUGUGGGAGGGGGGGUUCAACUGCAGCGGCAGCGAGCCCCUCCUCAGCACCUGCGCCCGGCGGGUGCCCCACAGCCAGGGCUGCGCUGGCCACGCCACCAUCAUCUGCUCCCCCUACACGGGCUUCCGGCUGGGGAACAGCAGCUCGGGCUGUGCCGGGCGGGUGGAGGUGGCGGUGAGGGGCACGUGGGGGUCCGUCUGCGCCACCGACUGGGACCUGCCCGAUGCCGACGUCCUGUGCCGCCACCUGGGCUGUGGCCACGCCGUCACCGUGCCCCCGGGAGGCUCCUUCGGCAGCGGGGACGGGCCGCUGAGGCCGGACGCCUUCGGCUGCAGCGGGAGCGAGCGGCACCCGGGCGAGUGCCCCGUGGCGGUGCUGGGGGAGCCCCCCUGCACCCCGGGGAACGCUGCCACCGUCAACUGCUCAGGCACCAUCAAUUCCGUGCGGCUGGUGGAGGGUGAGAGCCGGUGUGACGGGCGGCUGGAGGAGGCCAUAACCACCCCAGCCUGGCGCCGUGUGCCUGUGGAGCAGUGGAAGAGAUGGGAUGUCGACAUGGUGUGUGCUGUGCUGGGUUGUGGCCUGCCAAAGGAGAUCUACACAGCCUUGGGUAUAGCACCCACUGCACCGACCAGCAGCGCCAGGGAGGUGGAUGUCGUGAUGGAGGAGACGGAUGUCCUGACGGAGGAUAUGUACGACAUCUCGGGGAUGGGCCCUGAGCUGACCAGGAGCCUCGAGGAGACAGAGGACGUGGCAGAGGAGAUCUCCAAUGUCUUAGGGAUGGGCCCUGCACCAACCAGCAGCCCUGAGGAGAUGGUCAUCGUCUGCUCAGGCAGCCGGCGGGUGAGGCUGGCGGGCGGUGCCGGGCGCUGCGCCGGGCGCGUGGAGGUCUAUGCCGGUGGCACCUGGAGCAGCGUGUGCCAGGAGCGCUGGGACCUGCGGGCCGCCGCCGUUGUGUGCCGGGAGCUGGGCUGUGGCGCGGCACUGGAGGCCGCCGGCUCGGCGCGCUUCGGCCCCGGCGCGGGGACAGCGUGGCCGUACGUGGUUGAGUGCGCCGGGAGCGAGGAGUCUCUCUGGGAAUGCCCACGCUCGGAAGGGCGCGAGUGCGAGCGCGGGGCCGGGGCCGGGGCCGUCUGCUCAGACCAGCUCUCCCUGCGGCUGGCGGGCGGGCGCGGGCGCUGCAGCGGGUACCUGGAGCUGCUCCACAACGGCACCUGGGGCCGCGUGUGCGCCACCGGCACCAGCCCCGGCACCGCCGCCGCCGUCUGCCGGCAGCUGGGCUGUGGGGACGGGGGGCAGCUGCCACCCGUACCCGCCCAGCAGCCGGCCCCCGCCUGGCUGGCCUGGGUGGGCUGCGAGGAGGGGGCCCGCUCGCUCUGGGAGUGCCCCUCGGCACCCUGGCACCUGCAUUCCUGCGGCCCCGGAGGGGACACCUACGUGGCUUGUGCGGAGGACAGUGACAACCCCAGCGAGACAGCCAGCACCCCGUGCCCGGACGGGGCCACCUGCACAGCUGUCCCCAGCAGCAGCGGCCCUGCGGUGGCCAGGGGGACUGUGCCGGUGCCAAGUGGGCAGGUGGCCAGGGGGACUGUGCCGGUGGCGGUGGUGCUGUGCGUGGUCCUGGGGACGCUGCUGUGCCUGGCCCUGGGCGCCCUGGCCGUGCUGAUGUGCCGUGCCCGCGCUUGGCGCCGAGGCCCCGGCAGAGCCGUGGGUGCCAUCCCCGACGCCAUCUACGAGGAGCUGGACUACAGCGCGAUGCCGGAGUACCAGGAGGUGCCCAGUCGCCCAGGUUCCCCGCAGGAGGGCUCAGUGAAGAAGCUGCUGUAUUACACCGGGGACAGCGUGGAGGGGAGUGACAGCGGGGCAGCCCCAGGUAGGGGCACAGGGCAGGAACCCAGCGGGGAGCGCUGGGGACAGGGGACACGGCAGGGCUGGGGAGCUGAGGGGACACGUCCCCCCUCGUUAGUGGGCAGAGAAGCAUUGCCCUUCCCUGAGGGACCAAGGGCCACCAACACAUCCCUGGUGGCACAGCGAGAGCGGGAUGGCACAGCCAGAGGGCGAUGGCACAUCCGGAGGGGGAUGGCACAGCCAGUCCCUACCAUGGCCACUGGGUCAGUGCCAUGUACCCCCGUGCCAGUCCCAGCUCCCCAUGCCCUGCCCGAGCACGGAACCCUGGAUGGCUACAAUGAUGCCACAGCUGGAACCCCGGAUGUCUACGACGAUGCCACAGCAGGAACCCUGGAUGGCUAUGACGAUGCCAUGGUUGGAACCCCAGAUGGCUAUGACGAUGCCACGGCCGUGCCAGAGGAGUCCCCCACUCCCAGCACUGGGGACAUCUCUGAGGGAGUGGCACAGAGGGGCUGGAUCUGUGUCCCACCCACAGGUGGGAGCUGCCCCCCUCCAAGUCCCCCCGGAGCCACAAGGGACCCCCCGGGACAGCCCCCGGGGCACAUGGACUGUGAUGAUGUCGGCACCGGCACCCCGGGGACGUCGCAGUGAGGAUGUCCCGGCCACGUCCCAUCCCUGGGGACACGUGUGCAGGGUGGGGGGCUCUGUGUCAUCAUCUCUGAUAAUGUCAUUUGGGGCACUCCGGUGUCACCGGGAGGGUGGUGUUGUGGUGGAGAAAAUGAGUGGGGAAUCAAGGGGGUCAUGUGUGUUCCCCAAAAAGGGAGGGGACAGCCCAAAAAUGCCUUAAAAUUCAUAAGGAGGGGUUGUGUGUCUGUAAA
Pseudopipra pipra is the source of this 3971-nucleotide messenger RNA. Its product is annotated as scavenger receptor cysteine-rich type 1 protein M130-like. NCBI's taxonomy places the organism in Eukaryota, Metazoa, Chordata, Aves, Passeriformes, Pipridae. The record is from RefSeq and is a predicted model, not a curated record. Gene Ontology annotation, molecular function: serine-type endopeptidase activity. Gene Ontology annotation, biological process: zymogen activation. Gene Ontology annotation, cellular component: plasma membrane.